AUGAAAUGCAAAUGCGUUACCAAGUGCCAAUUCUUCAAGCAAUUACCACAACUACUAUCUGAAAUCUCAUUUCCAACCAAAAAUCACGAGAUAAAACUGUUACCAGGCUCAGAUUGCAACUCAGAAAUAUAUAUUCGAUCAAAACUCGUUUUAAAUGGCUUCGGUAUGACAUCAAACCACACAUACAUUAAAACAAUAAACAUAAUGGACACAGAAGUUAACUUCCAAGAUGUUAACUUCUCGGGUCAUAUUGUUAUUUCCCCUGGGUCUAGGUUUAAAGCUACUAACUGUAUCUUCAAUUGUUCACAGGAUAACCAGGACUCUAUUAUCGAAAUAUCGCCUCAAACUACUUGUGAAUUUACUAAUUGUCAGUUUUCUGGAGGAAAACAGGCAUCGAUUACCUCUAAUGGCCCUAAUAGUAUAUUAUUUAACAAUUGCUCGUUCUUGCAGGCCCCAGUUACAUCACUUGUUCUCUCAAAUGAAACAAAUAUUAAAUUAUUUAACUGCAAGUUCCAGGGAGCUCAGAAAUAUGCCGUCCUCCAAACCAAGAAGACCAACUCCACAUUCAUUUCCUGUGAUUUCUCUGACAUGAAAGGAAAAGCGAUUGGUUGCUGCACAGAAUCGAUUCUGAAUAUAUCGGACUGCAAAUUCAGCAACUGCGAGAACGGUGCUAUAUGUUCCGCCAACCUUUCUAUCAUAAAAAUCACAAAAUCUGAAUUCAAAAAUAUUUCUCCAGUGGCAGUUAACAUUUCUAAGGGUUCCAAUGGAUACAUUGAAGGAUGUACAUUCGAUUCAUGCUUACGAUCCUUAGUUUGUCAAAAGAGUUACGUAGAUGUGAAUCAUUCCGAUUUUAUUAAGAGUAUCCUCCUAUUAAUUGGUAAGUACUGCCCAUUACUUAUCACGAACAGCAAGUUUAGCGACUUGGAUAUUGUUAUUUCUGAUUAUUCAAAUCCGAUAUUCAGAGAUAACACGACAGACAAGGUUCUGGUGAGAACAGGAGACUAUGCUAAGCCUCUGUUUAUUAAUACUCCAUUUAAUGAGCUUGUUUCUUCGAAUUGUUCCCAAGUUAUUUUGAAUAAUUCGCCAAGAAAGGCAAACAAGCAAGUUUUAGGAUCAGAAAUCAUCGAAGUAGAGAAAAUACCUUUCGAAUUACAGAGAUCGAAUGGAAUUUUCUCUUAUUCCGAAAAUGAUUAUCAAGUUCCAGAGAAAGACCUCGAAUUUACGCCUGAAGAAGGACACAAAGACAUGCCACUCUUAUUUAUUCCAUGUGGACACCUUUGCAAAGAGGAAUGCUCCAGUUGCCCUGUUUGUGGAAUCUCAGGAAAAACAACAAAGAGAUACAAGACAGACAACUGCGUGAUUUGCAUGGAUGCAGAGCCAGAUUUGGUGUAUAUGCCCUGUGGACACCAGUGCUGCUGCCACGAGUGCAUGUCUUCUUGCGACGACUGCAAGAAAUGUCCAAUCUGUGGAGUUCCUGUCUGUUCUGUCAAGAAAAUGUUCAUGUAG
Trichomonas vaginalis G3 is the source of this 1506-nucleotide messenger RNA. RefSeq names its product zinc finger, RING/FYVE/PHD-type domain-containing protein. The coding region runs from base 1 to 1506 and encodes 501 amino acids. Lineage: Eukaryota; Parabasalia; Trichomonadida; Trichomonadidae. The record is from RefSeq and is a predicted model, not a curated record. The transcript has a single exon.